AUGGUUUAUCGUGUUCCCACCCAAUUAGAAUCUUUCGUGCCACCCCCUGCGUCCCAGCCUCCAAAUCCCGUCAUCUCCGGCGGGCCAGUACAGCCGUGGAGAGGCAGUUUCAUUGUAAGCGGUAUGCGUGCUUCCGAUGUCGGAAAUAACCAGGAAAUCAAAAUCAAUGCUGUGGAAUCGGAUGGAUUAACGCCACCCAGAUAUUCCGAGCUUUGGCCAACGUCUCUCAUUUUUUCCAUCACAACCCCAAAUGCUGUUCCGAUCUACGGUCAACUCCAGAAUUAUCUGAAUACCCACUCCAAUUCGAUUCCUCGCGCUACCUUUCUUCCUGAUAAACUCAGAGACCCGAACGGAAAUAUGGUUAAUCAAAACAAAUUCCGAGCGCUUUCACGGCAUCUGUGGGAUAAGCAAUUGGUUGCGGUAGUCAUGUUCCCUUUACCCUCACAGAGACCAUCCCCACCCCACAGUCCCCCUAUCCCUCCCGGAAGGGGUGCAGGUUUGCUCAUCUUUCCCGUCGCCACUUCAACAGCCAUACUUCUCGGCGCCGUUUUCGUCUCUGAACCGUUUCCCGAUUUCGUUUAUUCUUCCCAGAAUCUCUCAACGUUUCAUCCAAUGAAUGCCGCGGAUGGCUCCAGCCAUCCGAGUCGUGGCAGAGAGUUGUCCAUCCCGAUUUCUCCGACCGUCAUCCAAUCACAUUCGAGGCAGCAGCAGCAACAUAUCCACCCCCAUUCAUUUUCGUCCAAUGUUUCACACGCUCAGUCUCCACAUUCUCAUCCACGACACGCUCCUUACGACCCAAGUGAUACCUUUCGGCAAUCCAUCAGUCCUACCUCCUCUUCUGAGGGUUAUGAAAGUCGCUUUUCUCCUCAAGUAUAUCGUUCUACACCCGAACUCGAAGGUUCUAACAAUGUCAACAUAUCUUCCUUCAAUCGUCAUACAUCCCAUCCAUAUACAGGACCUAAUUCUCAUGCACCGUCGUCGUCGUCUAAUCAUCAUACACAAACUACCUUUCCACCCGCAGGGAAUACUACUAGUCCUUCACAAUGGUCCCGCACAGCGGAAAAUAAUACGAGGACCUUGCAAUACCCUCAAUAAUACCCAUCCCGGCGAGUAAAUUCUUGAAAGAUUUACUAACCCCACUAGAGUUUGUACAAUUCCCCCAAUACCCUGCUUCUCUUGACUUUUCGUUGUAUUGAUAAGUUGCUCUGAUUUCUUCCCGUUUCUUAUACCCC
Molecule: messenger RNA, 1232 nt
Organism: Marasmius oreades (fairy-ring Marasmius)
Lineage: Eukaryota; Fungi; Basidiomycota; Agaricomycetes; Agaricales; Marasmiaceae
Exons: 3
Coding region: 1-1095 (364 amino acids)
Source: RefSeq, a predicted model, not a curated record